CAAAAGGUCUAGUGGUCACAGCCAACAACAGUACUCUACUUUCGUACCUGAACAGUUCAAAGUUUACAUUCCACGUGGCGACAAGCCUUUGCUAGCAUAGACCUCUUUCCAUUUGUAUACAUUUGAGAAUUGAGGAGCAACAAGGCCUUCUUCUUUAGCGAAAAAAAAAACAUGCCUUUUUAAGAAGAAUCCCGUCCACUCUAAAAAUUUCAUGUAUUACGUGUUUCCACUAAUUAUUUGAGUGCAGAGUAGAGUCUUGAAAAAUCUGCAAAAACAAGAAUGUCAACUUCGGAUGGUGCUUCCAUGAGAAGCCUAAGUGAGAUAUCUGAGGAAGAAACUGUACGGUUGAGUAUCAAUCUUGUAGCUGCUUCCAGGCGAAAUCUUGGGUUCUUGAAACUUGUGACUGAGUCUCAAUGGCUUCAUGAAAAACCAACCAUUCUUGAAUCUAUUAGAAGGUAUGAUGAGUUAUGGAUGCCAUUAAUUUCUGAUCUUUCUAAUGGGUCAACCCCUCCAAUGAUUCACCCUCCUCUUGAUAUUGAAUGGGUUUGGUAUUGUCACACCAUAAAUCCGGUAAGUUACAGGCAAUAUUGUGAAUCAAGAUUCUCUAAACUCAUUGGAAAGGCAGCUAUAUUCAAUGAAGAAAAUGAAGAGUAUGCAUUAAACAGAUGCAAAGAAAUUUGGUCCCACAGAUACCCAACAGAGCCUUUUGAGAAUGAAUCUGAUGAAUCCAAUUUACAGAACACAGUUUCCACAUUUCAUGAAGAUCUGCUAAAAGAAGUAUCCAAACAAAGACAUUUAUACACCAAAUUUUCUGAGCCUUACUAUUCAGAGAUUGUGUAUUUGAUUGCAGCUCGACAACGGUAUAAAGGCUUUCUGUAUAUGAUGCAUAGAUUUGCAGAUAGUUGCUCUAUGUUGGUCCCUACUUCAGAUAUUCUUCUAAUGUUGAUCACUCAUCAGAGUUAUCCUACUGCAUAUACAUUGGACACAAAGGGGUUAGAGGAGGAAAUGAGAAAAGUAGUUGGAGCAUUGGAGGUUGUGAAGGAAGAAGACAUUGAGGACACUAAGAAACUAUGGGAAAGAUUAUUUGAUCAGCCAUAUGAGAAAGCUGGUGGGUUGACCAUUGGAAAGGCUGUUGAUGUUAAGCCACCAAUCUACUGGGAAGUCACAGAUACUGAUGUCAAUGCAAAAUACUCGUCCAUGUUACCGCGAUUCUUGCUUGAGGUCUGUUUAACAGUGAAGCUAAAGAAAACUGUGAGUUGUGAUGCGUCAAAGGAGUUCUUACGUCUUCAGAUGGUUAGAUGUCACAGGGAGCUAAAAACAGAUAAACCACUCAGCAAAUUUACGUCUCAAAGGUGGCAAAAAACUUUGCAUAUCUAUUGUGAGUUUGGAACUAAGGGAAUAGUUCUUGAGGUUCGCCAACGUGGUGGUGGCUGCAUUAAAGGAAGUAGCCUGAGAGAGAGUGUAACAUUUCUUUGGAAUGAUUUAUUACGUGCGCCCUCUCUCAAUUUGGUAAAAGAAAUUGACCAAAAAGUGAGGGUAGCUACCUCAAUAACUCCUCCUGUCCAAGCCUCCUACUUGUUGAAAUGUGUACCUGAUCGAGUAUCAGAUGAUUCAGGUGCUAUGAUAUCUGAUGUCAUUCUGAGGAUGAACCAAUAUCAUCCCCAAGAAGGUCGAUGGUUAUCUCGGACUGUUCUGGAUCAUGCAGGCAGGGAAUGCUUUGUGAUUCGAUUUAGAGUUGGAGGCGGCUUUUGGAGGAGAGGAGCUGAAACUCCUUCAGCUGUAAAAUGGGAGGACCGCAUUAUAGAAAUACGUGAAGGCCAUUGGUCCUACGUUGCUGGUUCCAUUGGUAGAGCACCUGAGAAAAUGGUAGGCAUUGCCAAACCAAAAGAUCCACCAGAAGGAUGGCAUUCUCUUUGGAGCCUUUCAACAGGACAUGAGCUAUUAGCACGGUGGGAAUCAUCAACAUCCGGUUCGGGCUUAAGUUUCAGCCUAAUAAACCAGCAAUCCUCUGAUUCAGCGGUGAAGUUAUUGGAAGGGCGGCAAAUGCAGUACGAAGUCAAGAAAUCUGGCUUAGGUGAGGAGACAGAACAUGUGUCAAAUGAAAAGUUAAAGCAAGUUGAAGACAAAGAAGAAGAUGGAUUCAUAACAGUAGUUAGGUUCUCGGAGGAUAAUCCGGUUGGAAAAGCGACAGCACUUGUUAACUGGAAGUUUUUGGUGGUGGAGUUUUUACCUGAAGAAGAUGCGGUAUUUAUACUUCUUCUUUGCAUGUCAAUUAUCAGAAGCAUAUCGGAAAUGAAGAAGGAAGAUGUAGGAAGCUUGUUGGUUAGGAGAAGAAUAAAAGAAGCAAAGCUUGGUGACAGAGAUUGGGGCUCAGUGAUUCUCCAGGCUUCUUCAUAUUCUCCAUCGAUAUGCUCACCUUAUCUUCAGCCUUGGUAUUGGAACGCGAAAGCAGUGAUGGGAUCACAAGGUGUAGAUAAUAUCCCAAGGCUACCAGCUCCAGCAUUCACUUAUGCACAGGGGGAAGGUGGCGACAAAUUGUACAAGCACGGAAUAAUCAAUUAGAAUGAAUUAACAUUUCCCAAUAACGUGGUACGGAAGAGGAUUUUCGAGCACAGGUUCUAAAACAGCUCUUUAUAAAUACUCAAUUUAAAGUCAUUUUGUCACUUCUAUAUAUUGGUACAAACAUAUUUCACCAGCUCUUCAUUGCUGAGUUACCGAUUUAAUUGGUAACGAGCAUCAUUAUGUCUCGAGUAUACCAAUGAUUUUAGAAGUUUUAGUUGGUAUGUGUAACAUUAGGCCAGUAGCACGAAGACUUGAUGCUAGAAACACACCCUUGUACAGAAGACACGGUCUUGGUAUAAAGCCUUAAAAUCUUUUGUCUAAGAUUAAGUUUGCUUAGAGUAGUUUGACCAGGAUAGACUUAUAAUUUGUUUGGAAGGUCCAGUUUGCUCA
This is a messenger RNA of Lycium barbarum (goji berry), 2952 nucleotides long. Its product is annotated as glycine-rich domain-containing protein 1. The record is from RefSeq and is a predicted model, not a curated record. NCBI's taxonomy places the organism in Eukaryota, Viridiplantae, Streptophyta, Magnoliopsida, Solanales, Solanaceae. The transcript is spliced from 8 exons. Bases 280 to 2562 code for a protein of 760 amino acids.